Molecule: messenger RNA, 726 nt
Organism: Effrenium voratum
Lineage: Eukaryota; Dinophyceae; Suessiales; Symbiodiniaceae
Source: the annotation of a GenBank genome assembly
AUGAGGAAGGGCACGGACAAGGAUUGGGAGGAGCGCUCGGGUUGCAUGACUUUCCCUGAUGCCGUUGCCAAGGCACUGAAGGCCAAGGGCCAGGACCCAGCCAAGUGGCUCCAGGAUUCUCGCAAGAUGUCCAUUGACCAGAUGCGCAAGGCAGCCGCAGACAUGGGCUGCGAUGUCUUCUUUGACUGGAAUUCCGCGCGCUCCGUGGAAGGCUACUUCCGCAUUAAGGGCUCCACUGAGUUCUGCAUCGAGCGUGCGAUCGCUUUCGCCCCCUAUGCUGACUGCAUUUGGAUGGAGACCGGCAAGCCCAUUCUGGCACAGGCCACGCAGUUUGCAAAGGAGGUGCGCGCAGCAGUUCCUCACCAGAUGCUGGCUUACAACCUGAGCCCGUCCUUCAACUGGGACAGUGCCGGCAUGACUGAUGCGCAGAUGGAGUCCUUCAUUUGGGACCUUGCCAAGCUCGGCUUUUGCUGGCAAUUCAUCACCCUGGCCGGCUUCCACUGCGAUGCCCUUAGCAUUGAUCUCUUUGCCAAGGAGUACUCCAAGCACGGUGCGGCGGCAUACGUGCAGAUGAUCCAGCGAAAGGAGCGCGAGAACAAGGUAGAGACCCUGACCCACCAGAAGUGGAGCGGAUCAGAGAUCGUGGACGAGAUGGGCAACAUCGUGAGCGGCGGCCUGUCCUCCACCGGCAUCAUGUCCGCGGGCGUUACGGAGAAGCAGUUCUGA